Messenger RNA from Acinonyx jubatus (cheetah), 3069 nucleotides. RefSeq names its product transmembrane protein 184A (gene TMEM184A). The record is from RefSeq and is a predicted model, not a curated record. The transcript is spliced from 10 exons. Gene Ontology annotation, biological process: transport. Lineage: Eukaryota; Metazoa; Chordata; Mammalia; Carnivora; Felidae. The coding region runs from base 1128 to 2507 and encodes 459 amino acids. Gene Ontology annotation, molecular function: transporter activity. Gene Ontology annotation, cellular component: early endosome membrane.
CCCAUGGAUGAGUGAAAUCCGAGGGCCCUGAGUGCCCAGGGGACGACGGCAGGGAGGCGCUCUGCGCCGCGGUCUGCUAGUGCACGUCCCAACAGGAAGCACGCAGACGCGGUCGCGGGGGGUGAGGACUGGCUCGUGGGAAGCGAGGACGCAUCAAUCCCUGAGGUCUGUGACAGGAUGGGAGGCCCCGAAGCCCCCGGGACGGGGUGCGGGGGGGGGCUUUCGGGAGGAAGCCCACGUCUGGGGACAUUUUGAUGGGGACCGUGUCUCCGUGGGCCCCAGGAAGCCCAGGCCAGAGGCCAGAGAGCCGGUGGCCGAUAGUCUUAGGGGUCCACGUCUCUGGAGGAGGCGCGCUGCGACCUCUGCGCUGGGCUGCUCAGGGACAGGAGCCCAUCCGUUGUGAAGGCAGGUGGGGACCCCGCGGGCCACCUCGAUUCCUGGGCCUUGCGAUCUGUUGGGCCAAAGUAGGGAGGCAGCUGGAAGGAGGGGAGGGGGAGAGACGCUGAGAGAAACAGAGGUCUCCGAGAAACCACAGGAAGUCCCAGGCUGCGCCGGCUCACGGGCUGUGCAGACCCCAUGCUCAACCUGCACACGACCUGGGAGCACACGGACCCCUGAUCCCCCUUUGCAGCCGGGAACACCAAGGCUCAGGGCUGUGCAGGUGAAGCCAGUGGGACUGGGGCCACAGCAUCGCUCCAUUUAACCCUCGCUGCACCAGAGGAGGUGGGCGUCAGACUCCCGCCCACACAGACUAGCGAUGCAGCCACGGGGGUCAGUGGUCCCGACGAGAUCCACACCCAGAUGGCAGGGACCCUGAGGCCAGCUUGUGGCCCCCGCUGGACGGUGGCAGGGCAGGGCAGAGGGUGUGGCCCCGGGCGGCAUCCCAGCAGGCAGGGCCGGUCCGGCAAGGUGGGCAGGCAGCAAGGAGGAGUUUUCUGGGUCCAGGGAAAGGCCAGGACUUCCCCAGAAGCAACAGCGUCUCAGACCAACCCUGGCUGCCGUGAGGAGGAACCGUGGAGGUCCGGAGGCCUCACCGUGGGGCUGGACAUCCCGGCCACCCCUCCCCGGCCUGGGGCCCCGCCGCCGAGCUGCUCUAGGGGCCCGGCCGGACAGCCGAAGGAGCCGCCAUGGAGCGGCCUGCCUACCUCGGUCCACAACUUUGUCAUCGCCCCACACGGAAACCCAUGGCCCCACGCGGCCCACGCCCACCCCACCCACCGAGACCCCUCCUGGCCGCCCGGGGCCCAGGCAGGAGCCACCUGACCGGCUGGCACAGGCAGAUGACUAACGCCUCGGGGCUCCUGGGAACAUGGCCACGGCCCAGCCCCGGGCCGGCUGUGCCCACCGUGCCCGCCGGGCCGCAGAUGGACCGCAUGGGGAACAGCUCCCAGGGCGCCUCCCGGCUCUUCCUCACCACCGCGCUGGCCCGCGGCAUCUCGGGGGUCUUUGUGUGGACCGCCCUGGUGCUCACCUGCCACCAGAUCUACCUGCACCUGCGCUCCUACACGGUCCCCAACGAGCAGCGCUACAUCAUUCGCCUGCUCUUCAUCGUGCCCAUCUACGCCUUCGACUCCUGGCUCAGCCUCCUCCUCCUGGGGGGCCACCAACACUACGUCUACUUCGCCUCGGUGCGUGACUGCUAUGAAGCCUUUGUCAUUUACAGCUUCCUGAGCCUCUGUUUCCAGUACCUGGGGGGCGAGAGCGCCAUCAUGGCCGAGAUUCGGGGGAAGCCCAUCCGGUCAAGCUGCAUCUACGGCACCUGCUGCCUCCAGGGCAUGUCCUACUCCAUCGGCUUCCUUCGCUUCUGCAAGCAGGCCACACUGCAGUUCUGCAUCGUGAAGCCCAUCAUGGCCGUGGUCACCAUCGUCCUGCAGGCAUUCGGCAAAUACCACGAUGGGGACUUCAACAUCCACAGCGGCUACCUCUACAUCACCCUGGUCUACAACGUCUCUGUCAGCCUGGCCCUCUACGCCCUGUUCCUUUUCUACUUGGCCACCAGGGAGCUCCUGCAGCCCUUCGAGCCUGUCCUCAAGUUCUUCACCAUCAAGGCCGUCAUCUUCCUCUCUUUCUGGCAGGGGAUGCUGCUGGCCAUCCUGGAGAAGUGUGGGGUCAUCCCUGAGGCCCAGGUCAUCGACGGGAGCAAGGUAGGGGCCGGCACGCUGGCCGCAGGCUACCAGAACUUCCUCAUCUGCAUCGAGAUGCUGUUUGCCUCCAUCGCCCUGCGCUACGCCUUCACCGUCCAGGUCUACGCGGAGAAGGAAAGCUCGCCAGCCCCCGAGGCACCCAUGCACAGCAUCUCCAGCGGCCUCAAGGAGACCAUGAGCCCACAGGACAUCGUGCAGGACGCCGUCCACAACUUCUCACCCGCCUAUCAGCACUACACCCAGCAGGCCACUCACGAGGCCCCGAGCCCUGGUGCCCACCCCAGUGUGGCCGGAGGCUCUGGCGGCCUCAGGAAGAGUCACAACGUGGAGAAGAGAAUGCUGAUCCCCGCAGAGGACCUGUAGGAGGGCCACGGGGGUCCCCGGCCGCCUGCCUGGACCAGGCUGCCCAGGCCUCUGGGAAAGCACAGGGCCCCUCACCCUCUUGCCAAAGGUGAAGCCCCUCCUGGGAGCCCUGGUGCCAGGCCAAUGGCACCACUUCCCAGCCUUCCUCCCGCCAGCAGGCCCGUGGCCCCAGGAGAGGGCACCUGAGUUUAUCUGACGAACCGGGAACCCACCGGGCUCACCUGGCCGUCAUGGGGCUGUCGUGAGGCAGGCACCGGCAGGGCAGGGGCGGAUGGACGGACCUCACUCUGGGCCCUGGGAGAGCGAGGCAGCCCCGGCCUGAGGACACCGGAGCUGUAGGCGCUACGGGCCGGUGGGGGCAGGGGACUGGGCUGGGCAGAGCUGCUUUGCACCCCCUCCAGCCCUGGGGACUCCUGAAAAGCCCCCACCCGGGGAAGGCGUGCCUCAUGAGGCUCUGGGAGGUGCCCAGGGCCACCUGCACAGAACCUUCACCCUGGGCAGCCUGCGAAGCGUGUGGGGCUCCUGGGGGCAUCACCUAUUUAUACAUAAACAGCCUGCUUUU